Molecule: messenger RNA, 776 nt
Organism: Anastrepha ludens (Mexican fruit fly)
Lineage: Eukaryota; Metazoa; Arthropoda; Insecta; Diptera; Tephritidae
Exons: 2
Coding region: 92-679 (195 amino acids)
Source: RefSeq, a predicted model, not a curated record
CAAAACCAAUUUAACAGAAUUGUGUUUCCGUUUAAAAAUUCCUACCAUUCUCAGUGGUGAGCUUGAGUACUUAGAGGAAUACGUAAAGCUUAUGAGACCUAUUGCAGAAGCAAUCGACUUCCUUCAGGGUGAAAAGACCAUGUAUUUUGGUUAUUUCAUACCCACUAUAGUGUCCUUAAGUAUAAAAAUGCGUCGUUUGGAGCCUAAAAGUUUGAAGUAUUUAACCGAAAGUAGCAAAAAAAUGCAUGAAGCUUUGCUUAAAAGAUUUGAAAAGUACUUCCUGAUUCAGCCUGACGCUUGGGAUGCUGUUAUUGCCGCUAUUUCUGUCCCUGACAUUAAGUUGCGAUUUGUGAAAGCUCUUUUAGAAACAGCUAAAACGCAAACAGAAGAGGAAGUUAAAAAAAUGUUCAACACUUAUGUGGUCAAGUAUGGAAAAGUAGCCUGUGCCAAAACUCGUAUUCUACCUCAACCAUCUCAAAAAACAUUUUUUGACUUCGGGGAUGAAAGUAAUGAUAUUAGCAUACAAUGUGGUUCCACUGACUCGGAAAAUUAUCUGCAAGAAACGCUAUUAUACCUGGCCGAACGAGAAGAAACAACAAGUUGCCUAAAUAAAUAUCAGGCUAUUAAAAACGUAUUUUUAAAAUAUAAUACCCCAUUACCGUCAUCUGCACCUGUAUAACGGUUGUUUUCAUUCGCUGGAAUUGUAAAUCAGAAGGCAAAACUCAGCGAUGCAAAUUUUGAAAUGUUUGUGUUAAGAAAGGCUAAUAGCUAAUAGC